Molecule: messenger RNA, 4800 nt
Organism: Hyla sarda
Lineage: Eukaryota; Metazoa; Chordata; Amphibia; Anura; Hylidae
Gene: GRIK5
Product: glutamate ionotropic receptor kainate type subunit 5
Exons: 21
Coding region: 1566-4547 (993 amino acids)
Biological process (GO): synaptic transmission, glutamatergic; modulation of chemical synaptic transmission; monoatomic ion transport
Cellular component (GO): kainate selective glutamate receptor complex; plasma membrane; postsynaptic membrane
Molecular function (GO): kainate selective glutamate receptor activity; transmitter-gated monoatomic ion channel activity involved in regulation of postsynaptic membrane potential
Source: RefSeq, a predicted model, not a curated record
CCAGGGACCAGAUAGGAAGGGGGGGAAAAAAGGGAUGAAAGAGAAGGAGGAUGGAUGGAGGCGUGGUGAAGUGAUAUGGCGAGAAGUGUGAGAGACUCCCGCAAAGGGAGGGUGAUAGCCAAGGAAGUGACUAGGAAAUGGGAAUAAGAGAGGGAGACAGCAAAUCUGGAAUUCUCCCUCCACUGGCUGCACCUGCUCAGCAUCCUUCUGCGCAUCAUGUCUAACUACACAAUCCCGGCUCUGCUGCAUCCUCUCCACAAUGGCACCGCUGCUCUGCAUUCAUAGCUUCCUCCGCUUGCAUCCCCGGCAUCCUCUGCCUGCACACACACAGCUUUAGCCACUGCUGUUCAUUUCUCUGCACUGACAGCCACUUUACAUGCCUAUUCCGCCGCGUUCUGCACACGCUAGCUGAAUGCUCGCUUCGCGCGGAGCCCUACCGGGUGUUUUUUUCGGAGAAGGCCUACAGUCUGCAACCCACCCUUUCCCGUCUUGUGGUCGUGAUGAAGAAGAGCCCUCUCGGUUGGAAGAAGGUGAGCCAAAGACCUCAAACCCGUUGACUUUGGACCCUACACCCGUAUUCGCUUCCCAGUCUUUCACUUCAAAUCUCCCCUUCCUCAGGAUUUCGAAAUUCUAUGCUACAUCCAGUCUUCCUGCGGUGAGAACCUUGAUCUACCUCUCCGUGCCCCCCCACCCUCUCUUUUCCUAUAGGAAGUCUACACAUCUGUAUUUCGCGGCCCCCAUGGACAGAUCCUUCCCCAUGGACGUCAACCUCCCAUCUGUCAGGACUCUUUCUCAUCUGGGUAGGUUUCAUCAUGGCCUGUUGUCAAUUCCCCCCCUUUUAGACUUUUAACCUUGUUCUCCCAAACCUUAGGGGGGGGGGGGGGGUAUUUUCGUGACCGCCGGCUGAAGAAGUCUAAAGGGGGGGGUGGGGGGGUGGUCUUCGUGGUUUGUUUAGUCUCCCUUUCUGGUACCCUCACUUCAGCGGAAGACCCCCUUCUCCUGUGGGACUCUGUGCCUUAAUGACAUUACCUCUGCCUUGUAUCAGCUGGUUGGGGGGAUAGAGAGUGUCAGCUGUCACCCCCCCACCACCCCAAAAAAAAGGACGUGAUUGCCCCCCUGCAGAUGAGGUGGAAUCCCCCCCCCCCUACCCACCCUCCGCGCACUGUCUCCGGGAGACGAAGAAGGAAUUGAGAAGGGAGAGCAGAAUUGUGUAGAAGAGGGAAUGGAGUCCUUGUGGUUCGUCUUGGGGGGGUCUCGGAAAGGAGUGUGAUCCACCCCUUCCUCCGUCCACAUCGUAUUUCCCUCCAGCUUCCCUGCAUCCCUCCGGUGUGAGCUACUGAGGAACCAAGGAUCAGAGAGGAGAGGGGGAUCCCUAUCCUGCGCUGCUCUGGCUGCAUCCUCAUCUAUCUAUCCAGGUUCACCUCUCAAGAAGAUGGACACGUGGUGAAGGGGUUCCCUAAAGUAGACAACCCUUUUCCUCCUGCUAAAACCUUCAAAUUGCAUGAAGAGUGAGGUGGUGUCAGCCUGGCUGCGCCUCGAUCCGUCUCCAUGAGGAGUAGAAGAAGAUGCUGCAACCCGAGCUGGGAGCUCCGCUCCUCCUACUGCUCCUGAGCCUCACCUCCCCUGGUGCCUCAUUGCUGUCAUCUCUACGUGUCGCUGCCAUCCUUGACGAUCAGACUGUCUGUGGUCGAGGCGAGAGGUUGGCGUUGGCUCUUGCUCGGGAACACAUUAAUAGCCACACACAAGGAUCAUCCAGUGGUCGUGUAGAGGUGGAGAUCUUUGAGUUGCAACGGGACAGUCAAUACGAGACUACAGAUACAAUGUGUCAAAUUUUACCCAAAGGGGUUGUCUCUGUACUGGGACCCUCGACCAGCCCAGCCUCUGCUUCUACCGUCAGCCAUAUCUGUGGUGAAAAGGAGAUUCCUCAUAUAAAGGUGGGACCAGAAGAAGCACCCAAGCUACAAUAUUUACGGUUUGCGUCCGUCAGCCUGUACCCAAGUAAUGAAGACAUAAGCCUUGCUGUGUCUCACAUACUGAAGUCCUUUCACAACCCUUCCACCAGCCUUAUCUGUGCCAAGGCCGAAUGUUUACUGCGGCUAGAGGAGUUGGUCCGUCAGUUCCUCAUAUCAAAAGAUACACUUUCCGUGCGGAUGUUGGAUGACACGAAUGAUCCGACACCUUUAUUAAAGGAAAUCCGUGAUGAUAAGGUGUCCACUAUCAUUAUUGAUGCCAACGCCACUGUGUCCCAUCUCAUCCUUAAGAAGGCUUCUGAGCUCGGGAUGACGUCUGCUCACUAUAAAUAUAUUCUGACGACAAUGGACUUUCCCUUGUUAUCCUUAGAAGGGGUGGUAAGUGACCAUUCCAAUAUCCUAGGAUUUUCCAUGUAUAACAGUAGCCACCCCUUUUAUUUGGAGUUCCUAAGAAGUCUCAACAUGUCGUGGAGAGAAAACUGUGAGCUCAGCACAUACCUGGGGCCAGCGCUUUCGGCGGCACUUAUGUUUGACGCUGUACAUGUUGUAGUCAGUGCCGUACGGGAGUUAAACAGAAGUCAAGAAAUUGGUGUAAAGCAGCUGUCCUGUAGUACGUCACAGAUUUGGCAACAUGGAACCAGCCUCAUGAACUACCUACGAAUGGUAGAGUACGAUGGACUGACCGGCCGAGUAGAGUUUAACAGCAAAGGACAAAGGACAAACUACACUCUACGAAUUCUGGAGAGGGCUGGAGAUGGCCACCGAGAGGUUGGUGUUUGGUAUUCAAACCGUACCUUGGCCAUGAAUGCCACCAGUCUGGAUAUAAACAUUUCAGACACGUUGGAGAACAAGACUUUAGUAGUAACCACAAUUCUUGAGAAUCCAUACAUGAUGCGCAAAGCAAAUUACCGAUCCCUAUCUGGCAAUGACCAAUACGAAGGCUUCUGCGCUGAGAUGUUAAUGGAGCUAGCUGCACUCCUGAGGUUCAACUAUAGGAUAAAGCUUGUUGAAGACGGGUUGUAUGGAGCUCCUGAGCCUAAUGGAUCUUGGACAGGAAUGGUGGGAGAACUUAUCAAUCGGAAGGCAGACCUGGCAGUCGCUGCAUUCACCAUCACGGCCGAACGGGAAAAAGUGAUCGACUUUUCCAAACCCUUCAUGACAUUGGGGAUCAGUAUCCUGUAUCGGGUUCAGAUGGGCCGGAAGCCUGGGUACUUCUCCUUUCUGGAUCCUUUCUCUCCUGCUGUCUGGCUCUUCAUGUUGUUGGCUUAUCUGGCAGUCAGCUGUGUGCUGUUCUUGGCAGCCAGAUUGAGCCCUUAUGAAUGGUAUAACCCGCACCCAUGUCUACGGGAGAGGCACCAUAUCCUGGAGAACCAAUACACACUGGGGAACAGCCUGUGGUUUCCUGUAGGAGGGUUUAUGCAACAAGGGUCAGAAGUCAUGCCCAGGGCACUGUCUACAAGAUGUGUUAGUGGAGUCUGGUGGGCCUUCACUCUUAUAAUCAUCUCUUCCUAUACUGCCAACCUUGCUGCUUUUCUGACUGUACAGAGAAUGGAAGUCCCAAUUGAGUCAGCCGAUGACCUUGCAGAUCAGACCAAUAUUGAGUACGGAACAAUUCAUGGUGGAUCUACCAUGACCUUCUUCCAGAACUCGCGGUAUCAAACAUAUCAGCGCAUGUGGAAUUACAUGAACUCGAAGCAGCCCAGUGUGUUUGUGAAGAGCACAGAGGAGGGGAUAGCGCGUGUGCUGAACUCCCGAUAUGCAUUUCUUCUGGAGUCCACCAUGAAUGAGUACCAUCGUAGGCUCAACUGCAACCUCACCCAAAUCGGAGGCUUACUUGAUACCAAGGGCUAUGGCAUUGGGAUGCCCCUAGAAUCUCCAUACAGAGAUGAGAUCACUCUUGCAAUCCUCCAACUUCAAGAAAAUAAUCGCUUGGAGAUACUGAAACGCAAAUGGUGGGAAGGGGGGAAGUGUCCCAAGGAGGAAGACCACCGUGCUAAAGGACUGGGCAUGGAGAACAUUGGUGGUAUCUUUGUCGUUCUCAUCUGCGGCCUAAUAAUCGCCGUGUUUGUGGCCAUCAUGGAGUUCGUGUGGUCAACGAGACGUUCAGUGGACAAUGAAGAGAUCUCAGUAUGUCAAGAGAUGCUGAGUGAGCUCCGCAGUGCAGUGUCCUGUAAAAAGACAUCUCGUUCGCGUCACCGUCGUCGGCCACCACGUCACCUUCAUGGGAGGACUCUACUUUCCCUCAGUCGACCGCCUCGAGCUACCAGAGAGACGCGACUCUGCAAUGGCCGCCUUUACCAGACCCACCAGCACCCUCCGGCUCCUCCUCAUCCUCCCCCUGCCCCAGGUGCUCAGCGUCUCCAUGAGGAUGCCCCGUCUUCCUCUGGUCGGGGAGGGUGUUCCCAUUUCAGAAUCUGCCAGGAAUGUCGGCGGAUACAGACUCUACGAGGCCCGCCACCACUACCUAGACCACCGCAGUCUCCAAAACCACCACCGCCUCCUGCUCCAGAGGACCUCACACCCCUCUCACAUCACCGGAGACUGGCAGACCCUCUAGAUGCCAGUGCCCCAGAGUGAUGUUGGGCGUGACACAAAGACUGGUUGUAUGGACCUUUAGUGUGAGAGGAGGAGAAGAAGAGGUGUUAAAGACAGAGAACAUAGGGGGCAUCUGGACCCUGGACAUCUGUCCUUUCCCCUGUUCUUCCCAACACUCUGUUUUGGGGUGGGUGGGUCUCUAUGAAGCCUCCUCUGUAUUCAUCAGAAACACUGCGAUGCCUCAGUCUUUUACAAUGUACGCUGUGCGUGCGAAAUAAACUGUCCCCUUCCAACA